Molecule: messenger RNA, 396 nt
Organism: Chenopodium quinoa (quinoa)
Lineage: Eukaryota; Viridiplantae; Streptophyta; Magnoliopsida; Caryophyllales; Amaranthaceae
Exons: 1
Coding region: 1-396 (131 amino acids)
Source: RefSeq, a predicted model, not a curated record
AUGGUCGAGGAGGGUAUUGUCCUUGGCCAUAAAGUUUCAAAAAAUGGCAUUGUGGUUGAUCUGGCCAAAGUUUCGGUGAUUGAGAAAUUGCCCCCUCCUACUUCUAUCACGGGAGUACGAGCUUUUCUUGGGCAUGCCGGUUUCUAUCGGAGAUUUAUCAAAGACUUUUCAUCAAUCGCCAAACCUUUGACCGAAUUACUAAAAAAUGAUGUUGCUUUUAACUUCAAUGAGGCUUGCCUUGAGGCAUUUUGUAAGCUCAAGGAAGCUCUCAUUUCCUCUCCCGUUGUGCAAGCUGCGGAUUGGAGCUUGCCUUUUGAGCUAAUGUGCGAUGCGAGUGAUUUUGCAGUGGUUGCCGUGCUUGGGAAAAAGAAAGAAGGGAAAUCAUGUGUCAUCUAA